This is a messenger RNA of Quercus robur (English oak), 3440 nucleotides long. Its product is annotated as insulin-degrading enzyme-like 1, peroxisomal. The transcript has 26 exons. The coding region runs from base 115 to 3018 and encodes 967 amino acids. Gene Ontology annotation, molecular function: metalloendopeptidase activity; metal ion binding. The record is from RefSeq and is a predicted model, not a curated record. NCBI's taxonomy places the organism in Eukaryota, Viridiplantae, Streptophyta, Magnoliopsida, Fagales, Fagaceae. Gene Ontology annotation, biological process: peptide catabolic process. Gene Ontology annotation, cellular component: cytosol; mitochondrion.
UUUUGCCUGUAUUGUACCUAACCUCUCUCUCUCUCCUCUUUCUUUCUUUUCGAGUCUUUGAGGGCAGAGCGAAGUUGCGACUUGUGAGUUUUGAGUCGACUCUGAUCGUCAAAGAUGGCGGUUGGGAAGGAAGAAGCGGAGAUAGUGAAGGCUCGAACGGACACCAGGGAGUAUAGGAGGAUCGUCCUUCCCAACUCCCUCCAGGUCCUUCUCAUCGCCGAUCCCGAUACCGAUAAGUGCGCUGCUUCCAUGAGUGUCAGUGUUGGCUCCUUCAGCGACCCCCAAGGCCUCGAAGGACUCGCCCAUUUUCUUGAGCAUAUGCUGUUUUUUGCUAGUGAGAAAUAUCCUUUGGAAGAUAGUUACUCCAAGUACAUUACUGAGCAUGGAGGCUGCACAAAUGCUUUUACAUCUUCAGAGAACACAAACUAUUUUUUUGAUGUUAAUACUGAUGGUUUUGAAGAGGCUUUGGACAGAUUUGCUCAGUUCUUCAUUAAACCUUUGAUGUCAGCUGAUGCUACCACCAGGGAAAUCAAAGCUGUUGAUUCUGAGAAUCAGAAAAACUUGUUGUCUGAUGCUUGGAGAAUGAACCAGCUUCAGAAACAUUUAAGUAUGGAGGGCCAUCCAUAUCAUAAAUUCAGCACAGGGAACUGGGAUACUUUGGAGGUUAGACCAAAAGCAAAAGGAUUGGAUACCAGAAAUGAGCUUAUUAAAUUUUAUGAAGAAAAUUAUUCUGCCAACCUCAUGCAUCUGGUUAUAUAUGCAAAAGAAAAGCUUGAUAAAAUUCAAAACAUGGUGGAGGACAAGUUCCAGGACAUUCGAAACACUGACCGAAGUUGUUUCCAUUGUCCUGGUCAGCCUUGCACAUCAGAACAUUUACAGAUACUUGUCAGAACUGUCCCAAUAAAACAAGGUCACAAAUUGAGAAUUGUAUGGCCAGUAACUCCGGAGAUUAGACAUUACAAGGAAGGGCCAUGCAGAUAUCUUGGUCAUCUUAUUGGCCAUGAAGGAGAAGGAUCUUUGUUUUACAUCUUGAAGACAUUGGGAUGGGCAACGGGUUUGUCUGCAGGUGAAGCAGAAUGGACUUUGGAGUUUUCAUUCUUCAAAGUAGUAAUUGAUCUUACUGAUGCUGGUCAUGAGCACAUGCAAGAUAUUAUUGGAUUGCUAUUCAAAUAUAUUGACCUCUUAAAGCAGUCUGGAAUUCACAAAUGGAUAUUUGAUGAGCUCUCAGCUGUUUGCGAGACAAAAUUCCAUUAUCAGGACAAGAUUCCUCCUAUCGAUUAUGCGGUCAAUGUUGCAUCAAAUAUGCAGAUAUAUCCCCCAAAAGAUUGGCUGGUGGGCUCAUCCUUGCCUUCUAUGUUUAGUCAAGACAGUAUCCAAAUGGUACUAAAGGAGCUAUCUAUUGACAACAUCCGAAUCUUUUGGGAAUCAAAGAAAUUUGAAGGUCAUACCGACAAGGUUGAGCCAUGGUAUGGAACUGCAUAUUCCAUUGAGAAAAUUACCAGCUCCAUGAUUCAGGAAUGGAUGCUUUGCGCUCCUAAUGAAAAUUUGCAUCUACCAGCUCCCAAUGUGUUCAUUCCCACUGACUUGUCACUUAAGAGCGCUCAAGAGAACGUCAAAUUUCCAGUUCUCUUAAGAAAGUCAUCAUAUUCCAGAUUAUGGUUCAAGCCUGACACAAUGUUUUCUACGCCUAAGGCAUAUGUUAAGAUAGAUUUUAAUUGUCCCCAUGCUGGCAACUCUCCUGAAGCAGAAGUUCUAACUGAUAUUUUCACACGGUUGUUAAUGGAUUGCUUGAAUGAAUAUGCAUACUAUGCUCAGGUUGCUGGUCUAUAUUAUGGCAUAGGCCACACAGAUUGUGGUUUCCAGGUGACUCUGGUUGGUUACAAUCACAAACUGAGGAUUUUACUGGAAAGUGUAGUGGAAAAAAUUGCAACAUUCAAAGUAAAACCUGAUAGGUUUUCUGUGAUAAAGGAAACGGUAACAAAGGAGUAUCAAAAUUACAAGUUCCAACAACCCUAUCAGCAGGCUAUGUACUAUUGCUCUUUAAUACUACAAGACCACACGUGGCCUUGGAUGGAAGAACUUUGCAUUCUUCCUCAUCUUGAAGCUGAAGAUCUUGCAAAAUUCGUUCCAGUGAUGCUCUCAAGAGCCUUCCUUGAGUGUUAUAUAGCAGGAAAUAUUGAAACCAGUGAAGCAGAGUCAAUGAUUCAGCGUAUUGAAGAUGUUUUCUUUAGUGGUCCAAACCCUAUAUGCCAAGCUUUAUUCCCGUCCCAACAUGUGACAAAUAGAAUUGUUAAACUUGAAAGGGGCAUGAGUUACUUCUACCCUGCGGAAGGCCUUAAUCCAAAUGAUGAGAAUUCUGCCCUUGUUCACUAUAUUCAGGUUCAUCGUGAUGAUUUUGUGCUGAAUGUGAAGCUUCAGCUUUUUGCACUUAUUGCAAAGCAACCAGCAUUCCACCAGCUUAGAUCAGUUGAGCAACUUGGGUACAUAACUGUGCUCAUGCAGAGGAAUGAUUCUGGUAUUCGUGGAGUACAGUUUAUCAUCCAAUCCACGGUGAAGGGUCCUGGAAAUAUUGAUUUGAGAGUUGAGGCAUUUCUCAAGAUGUUUGAGAGUAAACUUUAUGAGAUGACCAAUGAAGAAUUCAAGAGCAAUGUGAAUGCCUUAAUUGAUAUGAAGCUUGAGAAGCACAAGAAUUUAAGAGAAGAAUGUAGAUUUUACUGGGGAGAAAUUUCUGAUGGGACCCUCAAGUUUGAUAGGAGAGAAUCUGAGGUUGCAGCCUUAAGGCAGCUAACACAACAAGAAUUGAUAGAUUUUUUCAAUGAAUGUAUAAAAGUUGGUGCGCCUCAGAGGAAGACAUUAAGUAUAGGAGUGUAUGGAAACCUACAUAGUUCAGAGUACACUGCAGAGAAAAGUGAACCAGUACAACCCUACUCUGUGAAAAUUGAUGAUAUAUUCUCUUUCAGAAGAUCACAGUCUCUUUAUGGUUCAUUCAGAGGAGUUUCCGAUCAUUCCAAGUUGUAGAUAGUGAAGCUCCAACAAAGUUGGCAAAGAAUCUGGGAAUUGCAAAUAGAACUUCCUAUCAUCUCAAUUCACCAAAGUGAUGAAACAACGCCUAAUUCCGCAAAACAACACAAAAUUGGUCCAGGAAGUCCAUUGAUGGAGCACGGUGCAGGUCUCAGUUGUUCUCAACAAUGAAAACUUGUAUCCUGCAUUGCACCAAAAUCAUGAAUUUCAUAUAUGGUUUUUCUUUUGAAGAAAUGGCACAGAUUAUAUUUUUAACUUUAGAAACAGUAGAAACAUUUAAAAAUGAAUAAAUUUAGGCCACAAAUAAAUUAACUGCAGUAUGGUAAUUGGCCGGAUAUGAAUUAUGGUUUAAAAGCUUGAUUUCUGGACUUAUAAUAAUAGCAAAUAAAUGACAGAUGACGUUCGAAAGUUUUUGUUUA